AUGCGUGGAACCACGCUCGCUUCGAGCGUUGGUCCGGCACGCGCCGCGUCAAUGCGGGUGGUCACGUCAACAUUAAGGCCAACGUCGAUCGAUUUUGUGUCCACGACGCUCAUCGUGGACGACCUCGUCUUCGCCGACGGGACGACGCGGAUGGCCGUGCUCGGCGGAGGUGGACCGCAAACGCUCUUUGGUGCGGCGCUCCAUCGUGACGCGCUCACUUUGGGGCUCGUCGCUGGCGUUGGAACAUUGGACUGUCCAUCGGAGUGCGUUGAGUGGCUGGAGCGAAUUGGCGUGGACGUGAGCGGUUUGUUACCGAUGUCGGGAAUGCAGACUCCGAGGGCGUGGCAAAUCACGGAGAGCGACGGUCGACGGACGCAGGUCUGGCGUCCCGUCGCGAGUGAUGCCUUGUACGAAAUGCUGCGACCUCGUUUCGAGACGUGGCCGGAGCGGUUUAGAAACGCGCGCGCGGUUCACUUCGGGCUACACCCUGAGCGUCCGGACUACGAGCUCGUUCGAGCGCUUCGUGAAGACGGCGAAGUGGGACUGGUAUCUAUCGAACCGUUCACGCACGCGCUCAAUCCGCUUUCGGUUGGCGAACUUCAACGUCUCGCUUCUCUCGGAGACGUCUUCAGUCCGAACGAGCGCGAGGCGAAGUCGUUCUUUCGAGACGGCGAAAAGAUGUCGACGAUGGAUUUAGUCAAGGCGCUGUGCGACGCCGGAGCGCAAACUGUUUGCAUCCGACGCGGGUCAAAAGGUGCAGUCGUGUACGACACGCAUAAGAAUCUAGGGUACCAGUGCGGCGCGUAUUCGAACUGUCGCGUUGUCGACGAAACGGGAUGCGGCAACGCGUUUUGCGGAGGAUUUGCCGCAGCGUUGUGUUCGGGAGAGACGAUACUGGAUGGAUUAGUGCUCGGCAUAGCCGCAUCGAGCAUCAUGCUCGAACACGUCGGCGUUCCUGUUGGGUCGAUCGAACGUGAGCACAGGCCGGAGGCCGCGAGACGGGCGAAGAUCAUAGCGGCAGAAGUAGAGGAAUUCCGGUUAUUAGCAAACUGA
This is a messenger RNA of Ostreococcus tauri, 1053 nucleotides long. Its product is annotated as Carbohydrate kinase PfkB. NCBI's taxonomy places the organism in Eukaryota, Viridiplantae, Chlorophyta, Mamiellophyceae, Mamiellales, Bathycoccaceae. The record is from RefSeq and is a predicted model, not a curated record. The coding region runs from base 1 to 1053 and encodes 350 amino acids. The transcript has a single exon.